GUUGCCUUGGGAGAAGUAACACGGGCACUCGAUUGCAGGUCCUCAUCGCUGAAACCACGUCCCCUCACAUCAGCAACUCACUCCCCAAGUAUCCUGGAUUUACCACUGAACAAAGGAAAGUAGCCAGAGCCCCGCUCCAUCCGAGUAAGGUCAGUGAUGAUCAGGAUUUGUUAGAGCCUGCAGAGCUGCUGAGGAUGUCUUCCUCCGAUUCGGACUAUUCCAUUGAUUGGCUGGCCAGUGAUGAGGAGGACGGCGAGAGCGAACAGGGCCUGCACCAGUACCAGCGCUCGGACUGCGUGAGGCGGGCCACCUCCUCCUCGGCCGCCGCCGGGGUCAAGAGGUGCCUCUCGCCCCCCUCGUCCGAGGACAGCCGGGCGUCAUCCUGCGCCCGCCACGACUUCUGCGAGGACAGUAGCAUGGUGAGGGAAGAGGAGGAGGAGGAAGAGGAUGAGGAAGAGGAGGAGAGGAGCGCGGUGGGCAUGAGUGACCGCUCCGCCUGUAGCUCCCCGUCCAGCUGUAUGGGCUCGUGCGACGGAGUGGCCGAGUCCCGGCGGGAGUGGCCGGGUGCGGGGGUCAGCGACGGGGUCAAGCCCAGGCACACCUGGGGCGCGGAGAGCCCCAAAAAGAGACUGGCACACAAGAGGGCCCGCAGCUCUGGGGGCCCCGAGCAGAGAGACGAGCGGCCCCUCGCACCACACCCCAGCGACAGGGACCGCCUCUUCGCCAGCAAGUGCAUGGAGCUGCAAAGCUAUAUCCCCCCUCUGUCCUCAAUCUUGAAUGGCCUCCGACUGGGACGAUAUAGAGAACGCCUCAGCAGUUUCCAGGAGAGUGUGGCCAUGGACCGCAUCCAGAGGAUAAUGGGGGUCCUGCAGAACCCACACAUGGGCGAGCGCUACGUCAACAUCAUCCUGAAGGUGGAGGAGAUGCUGAAGAGUUGGUUCCCCCACAUCAGACCUGUCCAGCACGCCGACAAACACACAUCAGUGGGCCACAUGGAGCCCCUCUCCAAAAAACAAAAGUUCUCCCCGGCUGCGCUGGCUCGGCCCGUCGCCAUGGUGACGCCGGCGGCGACGGCCUGCGCCAUGCACCCGGUGGCGGGGGGGACGCUGGCGAAGGGGACGGCGCUGUGCGUGCGGGACCUGACGCCGGCCGGGCCCUACUCGGCCACCAAGCUCAAGUGGCUGCACACGGCGCCCAUCUGCUCGCUGACCGCCGAGCACGCCCAGGGCACGUCCGUGCGCACCACCACGUCGACGUCGUCGUCGGCGUCGUCGUUGACGACGGCAGCGGUCCCGCCCGCCCAGCGCGACCAGGACGUCACGCAGGACAACGCCGUGUCCUCCAGCACGGACGCCGCCACGGCUACCGUCGCCGGCGGCAACAACAACAAUAGCAACAGCAACAGCAGCAGCGGCAGCGGCAACAAGGCAGGGGGCGCGCGCGGCAAAACGGACUCGGCGUCGCUGCGCCAGGCGGCCCUGGCGGCCCCGGGCAGACCCCCGCUGGGCAAGAUCAACGCGCCCUGCCUGGAGAGACUCCUCAAGGCCACCGAGAGCAUCAUCACGCAGCGGGGGGGCGGGGGGGUGACGGGCAGCGGCUGGUCCUAGUCCACAGCCUCGCCGCGCCCAGCCACAACCCCAACUACAACUACGACUAGAACUAGAACCAGAACCAGGCCAGCACAGCACUGCCCCCCCCUCCACAAGGACACACACACAUGGACACACACACACACACACACACUCCCACAUGCUCCCCGACAUGGGUCCCCACCAGAGUCUGUGUGCUCACACCGAACCCCAGUCCAGCCUUCAGGAGAUGAUCGGGGGAGAGAGGGAGGCGGAGAUGGACUGAAAGACAGAGAGAGAGAGAGAGAGAGAGAGAGCAGCAGCAGUUUAGAGGGGGAAGAAAGAGGACUUUCAUACAGAAACAGGGGCGUCUGUGAAAAGUGAACUGUGUGUGCGAGUGUGUGUGUGUGUGUUUGUGUGUGUCUGUCCUCAUCUGACUUAAGACUGUAUUUGCAUUAAGUUCUCCCCCUAUUGCUUUUCUAUUUCUGGUGUGGUUGCGCCUCCCCUCUCUCCUUUGAGUGCGCUGGUUAGUGCGAUGGACAGAACAGGAAGAGAGUGGGAGGGGAAAGGAGAGGAGAGGAGGGGAGAG
Molecule: messenger RNA, 2157 nt
Organism: Sardina pilchardus (European sardine)
Lineage: Eukaryota; Metazoa; Chordata; Actinopteri; Clupeiformes; Clupeidae
Exons: 6
Coding region: 195-1607 (470 amino acids)
Biological process (GO): circadian regulation of gene expression; negative regulation of DNA-templated transcription
Cellular component (GO): nucleus
Molecular function (GO): RNA polymerase II cis-regulatory region sequence-specific DNA binding
Source: RefSeq, a predicted model, not a curated record